Ilex paraguariensis (yerba mate) is the source of this 261-nucleotide messenger RNA. The record is from the annotation of a GenBank genome assembly. Lineage: Eukaryota; Viridiplantae; Streptophyta; Magnoliopsida; Aquifoliales; Aquifoliaceae.
AUGGGGGGAGAUGAUAUCAGCAACCACGGCCUGUUGCCUGUUCUUCUUGUGACUCAAAUGGACAUGUUGAUUGCAAAUGGUGUGGGGGCACGGGUUUCUUCUUUCUUGGUGAUAACAUGCUAUGCCAAGUCCCUUCCAGAAACACGACCUGUGUUAUUUGUGCUGGAAAGGGAUCAAGAUGUUGCUCCGAUUGCAAGGGAACAGGCUAUCGUGCAAAGUGGUUGGAAGAACCUCCAAUUUCCAAGUAGUGUCAAUUCAUAG